AACAAAUGUUAGCAGUCUUGUAGCUUUAGUAUAGUAUAAAGUAUGGCGGUAAAAGGUGUAUCUGCGGAUGAAACGAUCUGGAGUUUUUUAGAGGCAGAAAGUGAAAAGGAUAAAGGUGAUGCUGCAUAUGCAUGUAGUUCCGACGAGUCAGACAUUUUAAUGGAUGAAUUUAAUGCUACGUCUUCAAAAAAUGUUGAUGCGCCCAAUCACUGCUGCCUCAGUUCGGAUGAUGAAACAACUGUUCACACUUCAUCAAAAUUACAGAAGUUACUAAACGAUCGUAGUAAAAGUAAACGUACAGUUCAACAAACACAUCUUGAGGAGUUAUCGGCAGAAGAUAGUAUGGAAGAUUGGGUGCGAAUAGUUACAGAUUAUUACCCUGAAGAUCAUAAUUUAAGAGAAACUGUUAUGGAAUCAGGCAUGGACGGUGUUACACCUCUUGACUAUUUAGCAAUGUUUUUAUCUGCCGAAUUCUGGGAUCUUUUGGUUACAGAAACUAACCGACAUGCUGCACAGACACUUCGUAAAAAAAAAUUAAAAAAAGGAUCAAAUUUGCGCACUUGGAAAGACACAACUGUUGCUGAGAUGAAGGCUUACUUUGCAAUUCUUUUGUCCAUGGGGCUGUGUAACACUGUUGAUAUGCAGGAUUAUUGGUCAGCAUCCUGGAUUACAGUAACAAGCAGCAUUAGCAAGAUUAUGUCAAGAGUCAGAUUUACUCUAAUAAGAGCAAUGCUUCACUUCUGCAAUGAUGAAGAGAGUUCUUCUAAAAACAGCCAAAAACACAAUCGCCUUUUUAAAGUGCGUCAAUUGAUAGAUGUUCUUGUCCCCAAGUUUUCUGCCCUAUAUAAGCCAGACAAAGAACUGGCCAUUCAUGAGAUGACAGUUGCAUGCAACUACAAAUCAGAACAACGCGUGCGGAAAAAACCAAUCCAAUGGACUGACAAAGUGUAUGCGCUUACUGAGGCUAGGACUGGAUACUUGUUAGAGUGGGCAAUACAUGCUGGGUCAUCAAGGGAAACAGAAAAAGGAGCUAGCAUUGUGAGAAAGCUAUGUACCCGCUAUAUAGGCAAACAUGACAUUUAUAUUAAUACUGCAAACAGUUACACAAACCGUAACCUUGCAAAAGAAUUCGUUAGCCAGACAAAUGGUUCUGGUGGCAUUCCAGGAGAAUUAAAAACGAUAAAUGAAAAAAACAACCCUGUGUGUGCAAAAAGUGCAGUUCGUAGUUCAGAAAUAAAAGCAAAAUCUGCAACACAGAAAGGAAACAAAAGAAGCUACAAUGAUAUGAAAAAGGCAAACUCGAAGAAGCGGUACAAUUACUUGAGUGGAGUCAUUCCUAUUUUUCGGCAAUUGAACUUAUUUCGACAUAAAACGGUGAAAUGGUCUUUAAGAAUAUUUGAGAAUCUUGCACAAAUCUGUGUGGUCAAUUCUUAUAUUCUUUACACGUCAAAAACUUCUGAUUCAAGUGAUAAGAUGGAUCUCAAGAAGUACAUCGAGGCAUGCGUUUCUGGUUUGCUGGUGGAUUAUAACCCACACAUUACAGAAAAAUGGAGGCCACCACAACCAGGUACGGUUUUGUCAAGAAUUUUGCCACCACAGUAUGUUCACAAGAUAAUAAAAAUUGAUAAAAAGCCUCAAUGUGUUGUAUGCAGUGACAGCAGAAGGAAACUUGGAAGAAGGCAGACAUCAUUUAUGUGUGAAAAGUGUAAUGUUGCCUUGUGUGUGGUACCUUGUUUUCAUCGAUAUCAUACUUUGAAAAACUACCGUGUCUGUCAUCUAGAUAUGUAGGAACUCAUUUUAAUGAAUGUGACAUUAUUUUGUCUUUUCUCUACCAUUUCUCACUAAUUUAGAAACUUUACUUUAUAUGUCUACCCGUCUGAUCGGCGAAGUUUGUCUGGUGUUAUCUUGAAUUCUUUUUAUGGACUAUCUUUUAGUUGUUUGUUUUUAACAAAAAAAGAAUUUUAAAGUGCUUUGGACAUGCUAUGUUGCAAGACUUCAGUUGUCACCUUGUUUAUUCAUUAUUGCUUCCUUUUUCUACAAUUUUUUAACACAACAGUUUAUACUUCUACACUGCCUGUCUUUUUGUGUAAAACUAAAAUUACCACAUAUGGGGAAACAUAACAUAAUCAUGUGAGAAAGUAGGACGAUAGCAUAUACUUAUCAUUUUAAUUUUCUUUUCAUUACUGUUUUCAGUUAUACCGUGUACUUUCUCUUUCUUUCUUUUCUGU
Ciona intestinalis (vase tunicate) is the source of this 2228-nucleotide messenger RNA. Its product is annotated as piggyBac transposable element-derived protein 4. The record is from RefSeq and is a predicted model, not a curated record. NCBI's taxonomy places the organism in Eukaryota, Metazoa, Chordata, Ascidiacea, Phlebobranchia, Cionidae.